UUCUACAUUAAUAUACUUAGCAUUCAGCUCUUAAUAAGAAAUGAUGAUCACAAAAGAUACCCAGCAACAAAAGAGCUCUGAGAUUCUGAGAUAGCACCCAGUGCCUACAGAUGUGCUGCUGUUUGCCAGCUGCUGUGGUGAUGAUGUCAGUCAAGGGAAGUCAAAGUUCAUUUUGCAGGGGAAAUAAAGAUUUUACUGGAAAGUAGAGUGUGCCUUCCUUAAUAAGGAAGCAGCAUUGGAUCUCACCCAUAUACUCCAUUAUUCCUUUCCAUGUGCUGAUGUAACCCUUUUUUAUAAAAGCCAGCAACCCUCAUUGGAUCAAUGAGUCCUGAUCAAUUGUUUUUCUCGCUGAAUUAUCCAUAUGGGGUCGUUUGCUGAGCUGCUGGCAGAAAGUGGGGGAGAGCGUUCUGCCUGUUUACUGUAAAGAAAGCAAAGCAAGCAACCAGGAGGGGACAGGCAGCAGGGUAUUUACUGUCAAUACAGCCGGAGAGAGAGAGGAGAUAUAAGGAGAGAGGAGCCGAGGCUGAAGACCGCAACCCAAAUGAAUGAUCAGAGUGUAAAAAUACCCACACUGUUUCCGAUGGAAAAUGGGUGGAUUGAAGUCAACAAGGGAUAACUGGCAGUGCUUGACAAAUGGUUUAGUGAAGGGUUAGAGAGACAGGGAGGUGCUUGUGGUGCACAGAACGAUAAUGCUGUGCAUGAGCCUACUGUGUCUGCAGCGCAACCUGAAAGGAUCUGCUGAGAUGAAGCAGUAACUGGGAUAUUUGUGUGUGUGUCUGCAUGUGAGACGUACCACUUAAGAGUCAUCAUAGUAAAACUAAUAAUGAUCAGGUUUAGAAAAUAAUAAUUGGAGCUAAUUUUCCUAAGCAGUUGGGUUAUUCAGGCCUGGAAGGGGGGGAGUGGGGAGGAGGAGGGGGAAAGGCAUAUUUUCUUGCUUCUCUCUCCAUUUCUUCAUGCACAGAGGAAUUAGGCGAUCUGAAAUUUAGAGGACAAGGUGGCUCUGAGCAGCUCUCUCUGAGUGUCCCUCCUGUUUCCAGAUGCAGGCGAACAAGUGAAGAGUGAAUUCACACUUUAGAGAACAGUGACGACCAUCUUGCCAUGAAACCAUUCACAGAUGAAGAUGUAGAAAUCUACAUCCAGAGCAAGGUAGAGCCACGCCAUUCUCUGGUCUCCAAAACAGUGGAGGAGGUGCAGAAAAUCAUCCAGCAACUGACCACAGAAAUCAGCUAUAAGGCCACACGAUUCCAGGCCAUCUCCAAUUCUGGCAUUCACAAUGAGAAUAUUAAGGAUCAGCCGGCCUUACUGGCCAAGUGGUCAGCUCUGCUGCGGGGAAAGCGCCCGUUCCACCCAUCCAUCCAGGUCUUAGCACCGAGCCAGUUCCUCAUCACGGUCCCUCUGCGUGGCCUGACUGGGUACAGGGAAAGCCAGGUCCGACACUGGCGCUAUUACACUGUGCAUGGAGCCAAGCUACUCUCCUCUGUGCGGGACCCUGAGGAGCUGCAUCAAUGGCUUGAGGUGGAACAGUUCUCAAAAACCCUUCAGCAGUGGCACGAAAAGGAUGUGAACAUUGAAGGGGAUCUGGUUCCAGCCAAAGUCCUUAUCGUCUUCCGAGAGCUGGUGGAAAAGUCAAUUGUUUCCUGUAACCUAUCCAACAAAGUGACGGUGCUGGAGAGCUUCAGCUCAGUUGUGCGAGUGGCUGUGGAAACAUCAAAAUUCCAGGUUGAGGUGGAGCUGGCCCCUACGGUGGAGAUUCCAACUUGCUGGCCUGAGAAAGCUCGGUGGCCUCGUUGCCUCAAGCGUUGGCCAUCCCAGGAAAAAGUGCAGUGCGUCAAGUCACUUGGUUUUGACCUCUUGGCCCGCUCCAAUUAUCACUGGCAGCUGUGCUUCUCCCGUGCUGAGCAUAUGCUCAUGGAAGGCCUCGACGAAGAUGGUGGUUGCCGCAUGAAAUGCUUCAGAGUCAUGAGACAGAUGAAGGAGGAUGUCUGGUGUGCUGGAAAUAAGCCUGUCAUCACAGCUUAUCACCUUCAGACAGUGCUAUUCUGGACGUGUGAAAAAUACCCACGCACCAAGGAUUGGCGCUGCUUUCACGAAGCCUUCCUGAGGCUGGUGCAGAAGCUGCACAAGUGUGUGAGCCAGCACUUCCUCAAGCAUUACUUUGUCAAGAACACCAAUCUGCUCAAAUAUGCCAACACCAGUGACCUGGACACGGUGGCCAGCAAGCUUGCUGUCUUCUUAGAGAACCCGGCCUUCUGCUUGGAUUAAGGCUGAAGAAAGCUUCCUCACCUCAAAUUUGAGCAGUUUCCCCACCUCUUCUCCUCAUUGAUGGUGUUCUUGUCCUUCCAGGAGGUGUUGCAGCUGGCUUUCUGAGGCAGUUGGCACUGAUGGAAUGAACAAAAUGUCAAGAUUGCAGCUGUGGGUGGAGAAAACUGAUGGAAGGCAUUGCUUGAUGCCCAGCCUAUCUAAUUUGCUUUCAACAGCAACAGCUUGCCUAGAAGCUACAGCCUGUGAAACUCAACCCUGUGUCAGUCAGAGCAGCAACUGCCUUAUUCUCUGUCUCCAAUCUCGUGGCACAUAAGCAGAAAGACGGUGCAAAGAAGUCUCACUCUGCUACCUACCUGCUGUGCAACCUAGCACAUGGAUGGUGGUUGUUUAAAGUGCCCGUGUCUUUUUGGGGUGUUGCAUAGGAGGAGAAUACUUUUUCAAGGGCUCAUAGCUCCAAUAUUCCCAGCGCUUUUAAUAUUAAGAAAAGAAGUUUUAGGCUUUCAGAAGAAGCAAGUGCUAGAAUGAGUAUAAAGAAUGUUGGUUUAAAUGUUAUUAAAUCACUGAAACUACACCAAAAUGCACUUUUUUCUUACACCUGUGAAAGAAGGUAAGUGUGUUCUUUGAUGAGGAAGACGAGGUAGCAGGAAUGGGAUUCACAGCCCAACCCCAGGGAGCUGCUACAGUGAGCGGCCUGCAAGAUGGCCAUCUGUGGCAGAGCAUCUCCCCCGUGUGUCAAACUGCGGUCUUACUAUUCACCUUCAGCAGUCUCGGCUUCCUUGCCUGGUUCUGUAUGCAGGAGUUAACUCUUGCAAGAGUUACCUUGCAUUUGAGAGCUGUGCUAUAUGGGAGUGUUGGUCCCAACCUCAUGAUUGGUUAUAGGUUCAGGAAGGAUUCAGGAGAGGAUGAAGACAUCCUCACCCAUCCAACUUCUAUGGUACAACCUGGAAGAUAGGAGGAGACUGAUGGAUGAGAAGGAUGGAUAAGAAAGAGAAGAAUGGAUAAGAUAGGAGAAGGAGACUGAUGGAUAAGAAAGAGGGUGAAUAAUACCUUCUUCUUGGCUACUCACAGCUUUGUUUGGUUUUUCCAAGUAAACAUUUCAUUUCUUGCGAAGGAAUAGUAAGGAAAUUUUGCAAAGGAAAAGUAGAAAGACAUAAAGCAUCCUGAGAUCUUGGACAAUAUUCCUUAGGCUCCUGAACAAGUAUGUGUAUCAGUAUUGAGUUUAUUUUUAGAAGAUAUGAUAAGUUGCAGGUGAUCAAGUGUUGACCUCCUACAGAAACCAGUCUCUGGCAGAAGGAUUGUUUUAAGAUAAGACCAGUGAAUGCAGCCAUGUCCAGCAUCAGCAUGUUUCCCUCUUAUUUCAGCCUGGUUACCAGCACUUAGAAAUCACCGAGUAUCAAAAUGAAGAGCUUAAUUCUGCUACUGUUGGUGGCCAUGUUUAGAGAUGACGAUCUGGAUAUUCUUCAUGUCUCCCAUCCCUCAGUGGUCAUUUCUUUAAAGAGCUUUUGCUUCCUCAUCCCUCACCCAAUAAGGAAGGUCUGAGAUCCAGGCAGGAUCUCAGUUGUGUGGCCCUUCUUGUUCUGCUCUCCUGCAUCAGAUCUCAACCCAGGGAAUGCCCUCCAAGUUGCUUUUCCACACCAGUAAACAUGUUGCAUGGAACUGUUUUGAACAGGUAACUCCUCUUGCUAAACCUUUGUGCUCCAGGCUUACUUAUAAAAGGAACAUGAGUGGCAAUUUAUUGAUGACACAGCUUAAAGCACGGCUUCCCUGUUUCUGGUGAGCAGAGCUGUCCCUGUACCUUCCCCCUGAAGAGCACAGAGACAUCAGUCUGCCAUGCAGAGUCAGAGGACUGUGACUAGAAAGUAACGUCUCCUGAUGUAUCUCGAUUUGUGCUGUGGUUGUAGUGUGUAGCUUCUGAAGCUGGAAGAGGGCAAAAGCAGUUUGAAAGGACAGUGAAAAACCAUCCAGAACUACUUCUCUCAGAUUUGAUAUUUUAGAGCAUGUCUCCGUGUGGAAGAUACGACCUCCCUCUGUAGCCAGGGGCAGAAGGUGUUUCAGUGGUGUUAUCCUACCCUGGAUGCAGCUGUGUGUCAAGGUCCUCAGCUACUGCAGCUCACAGCCAGAUAUGACAUGGCAUCAUUUGCAGAGCUACAGGAUGGAAGCACUUUUGCUCUACCCCAUCCCCUCUAGCUGUUGGGAAUGAAUCAGCAAAGCCAGCAACUGAGCCCAGAGAGAUGGAGCCCUGCUUGGAGCCAAGUCUGACAUCCUUCUUUUCUUGCUGCAGGAGAUUUCAUUAUAGCUAUUUAAAACAGAAGCCGCAGUGCUACUGACCACAAAGGCACAGAACCAUCCCUAGCUUUUUCUCCAGAACAUCAAAUCACAGCUACUAAUUAAGGGUGAGGAAAAAAGGUUUUCAAGGAAGAACUGGUAUAAGAAUUAGGGGCUGAAUACAAGGAAUAAUUUAAUCUCAGGGAUAGAUGGGAAGUGUGAUAUAUACUAUCACCAGGUGGGAAUGUUUCUGUGUGGUGGUGAUGGUGGAGGAGUUGUACAGGAGGUCUCUGUCUUAAAUGACAUUUCCAAAUGUAGUUGCUGCAUCUUUUUAUGGGAUGCUUUCUGCACCGGUGGGUGCUGGGAGCCUCCUACAGACACAGGGCAUCCUCAGCACUCACCACGGGAACUCUGCUCCCUCCAGCGGAAACCUCGAUAGGAAAUCUGUUGCUGUGUUACAGAGGAUAACCGUGCGAAGCUGGAACUUUUACACUGCGGUUAAGUCACUAGAGGGCAAUCUCGCUCUCAAAAACACAGUAUCUUGCUCUCAAGAGUCGGGAUCCUAUUAGUUUUCAUUGGACUGAAAAGCAAAUGAUCCCAAUAAAUCUAAAUCCUGUUGCCAAAAAAGGAGGAAAGGCAAGAGACUAAGGGAGGGCCUUCUAAUAAGUAGCAAGGUUCAGGUAGAAGAAAGUCCCUAAACUCUGGGAACCACUCCAAGGGCGAGAAUAUGGAUGUAUUGCUUUCUGCAGCAGGAGAUGGGCUGGCAGCGAUACAGGGACAACACCAACAGGCAGAGAGCAGGAGGGUGCUGGGAAGGAGACAGCUAUCACCCCACCUCUCUGUCCUUGUGGCUGUGCUAUACACCUGCCCAGGAGCCAGCAACCGUGUCUUCAGCUCCCUGGAAACUCAGCCUUCCUCUUUCUUUCCUUUUUCAACCCCAGGAGAUACAUUCUCCAAGCACAGUUUUCUGAUGCCUUUCCUUCAGCUUCGGUGGGCAAUUCUGACUCUGCAUCACCUCUCCUUGACAUUGUAGGCAACACAUAUGGGCAGUACCCAGUACAGACCCUGUCCUCAUGCUCCUCCAGGGCUGUCACUCACCAGGUCAGGCUGCCCAGGGCCCCAUCCAGCCUGGCCUUGAACACUUCCAGGGGUGGGACACCCACAUCUUCUCUGGGCAGCCUGUGUCAGUGCUUUUCUCAUGAUGCAGGUGUUAGUCUGUUGUGCUCCAGGCAAUGUGUUUUGGUCAGAGCUUGGCUUUGAAGGCAACUCCUGGUUGGGUGAUGAGGAAAGCACAAGUCCUACCAGGCACCAAGACCAUUGAGAGAGUGCAGGAUGUGCUUUCCACAGGGAAGAUUCUCACAAAUAAAAAUUACAAGGAAACACAAAUCCUAGGAAAGAAUUAAUCAGUUUGAGAGGCUUUAGAAUGAUUAGAAGAAAGAACAGCAUCUUCUCUGGCUCUCCUGAAUGAUGUUAAUUACCAUUUGCACAACUCUGGUGUGUGCCAGUUAAAGUUUGCAGGAUUAGAAUGCUAAAUGUAUUCGUCUUGCUUUUCUUAGAGAAGCUACUCUUGGACUUGGGCACCUGCACAGGUCAACAGCUCAAAGAAAUGUACCUUUUUGCUGCCAACAGGGCAGUGCUUUGCAUACGGGUUCAUCUGCAGCCUGAUUCCAAGCUAGGAACAGUACAGACUCAAAAUGCCAUUCUUCCUCCAUACAGUUUGCUGUCCGUACAACCAUCAGAGGGAUAAUCAUAACCUCCCUUGUUUUUAGCAAAGCAUGAGCAGAUAUGCCAACUCCUGAGGUCCCUUUUUCUCUGCUAAAAUCUGUGUUCCAGCCUUACUGUGCUUCUUUGUCAAGUGUAAUUCACCUGAGUGGGAAUAACUGGGGUGCUUUGUGGAGUUCCUUAUGAGGUGUCUUCAGCACCUCCUGUAGUGGCAUGCUAUGUAAAUGCAGGAUGUGCUACAUGGGUUAGUACUGUGCUGAAGGGAACACCAAAGGGUCAAGUUCCCUUAAAGCAUAACUGCAGCUUCAAAGGAGGAGCAGCUAUCGUCAAUGAUUUCCUUAUUAAACCAGGUUAGGCUGGUUGAAAGGCAGGCCAUGGUCCAGUUGUCUUUGAAGUGAACCAAAUUCCCAAGGCUGUGAGCCAGCAGGUCCAUCCUCUCUGUGAGCCCUGAGCUCUGCCCAGAAUGGAUCCAUCUGUCCCAGCCUGUCCCUCUGUGUCCUCCCCAGCCCAUGGCAGUCUCAGGUCUAAGCUUCUUCCCCCACUUCUUCUCAAUCCACUGGUGGACACCAUCCCUCCUUGCAACACUGGCUUCCUAUGCCCAGGCUGAGGAGUUUGGCUGUUUUCUAGCUGUGUCAUUAAAAUACUGCGAGCUGGAGAGGCAAGAGAUCAGUGACCAGAGCUAAUGGCAGCAAAAAGGAUUAAAUGAACAAUAGGUCUUGAGUGUAAUUUAUGAAUGCCAUUAGCUGCUGAGAGGGAAUUACGUUAUGACUGCAGUUCUGAGGGGGAAGGGUGGUUCUUAUCUGGCAGGAAGAAAAAAAAAGUGUCUGAUUGCAUUUGGAUUAACAAACAAUGGUCAUAUUAAUCUAUCUUGGCCUGUUAUGUUUAGAUUAGGUCUAAUAACAGCCCAACAAACAGACUGCAUUUCCUGCAUCUUGCCUUGGUUGCCUGUGACCAGCGAGUGUUGUGUUGGUACCCUGGGGCUGCGGCCAUGCAGCGUGCACUGCCCUUGCCUAGCAGAGCAUGGCUCUCCAUCAAGACUCAUGCAGAAUGCAAAGUGUCCAAUGCAGUGGUCCGCAUUGAUCGGGAGGACAUCAGUUAGAGGAGUGUUUGGCUGGAGCCCCGCAGCCCAAGGAUGGCACUGAGCUAACCGCUCCCUGCUCUGAAAUAGCAUCUCUCUGCUUUGUUUCAUAAUCAAUGCAGCAUCUCGUUAAAUUGCUUAGCUUGGCAUCUGGGACCAUUUGUCAUCUUGUGAUGUGAGGGAUCCUAAUCAGAUUAAACCUGGGGAUCAUAUUGUGGAGAGAGAGAGGGAUUAGAUUGGAGAAUAAAGCCAAAGCGAUUUUGUGUGGCAGUGCAGUUGCUUCUCCUUGGGGUUGAGGGGGCAUAGGAAGCCCCUGCGGGAGGGUUGUUGUAGAGGGGAUUUGUUUUAGCACCCCCCAGCUCAGCACUGUUGAAGGAAUUGUAGGCCUGGAUGCCUGGAUGGGGUUGGCUCACUCUGGUUUCCUUCCCCAAUGAGACUAGAAGUGAGGGUUUGCCUGGGUUAGGAAAACAGAGGUGGUGUAGGGGCUGCCAGGAAACAAAGCCAUGCGUGCAGUAGAACAGUACUUCUGGGUAAGGUGGGGGAUGCCCUGGGCGCCGGUUCCUUAGUGCUGGAGCUAAAGCCAAUUAGGGGGUAAAAUCUGUCCAGAGCACGGCUUUUUUCUCAGGGAAACUCCGGGUUCAGAGGAAGUGCAAGCAUUCUCAUAGUCACAUGCGUGCCCCAUCACCACCAGUGAAAUCAGUGGGAAUCUAUAAAUACACUCACUUGCAAAAAGGGGCUAGGCUGACUCCUAUCCCCAAAGAAGUAAACAGCUGUCAAAAAAGCAGAGAUAAUGUGGACAUAAAUGUUUUACAACUGUACCUAAGACAAUUGUAAGCUCUGUUCUCUCACUCCCUGUUACUUGUCCUGGAGAUACACUUAAUGAAUAAUAUAUCCUUUCAUCAGCUUGA
Messenger RNA from Coturnix japonica (Japanese quail), 8235 nucleotides. RefSeq names its product mab-21 like 3 (gene MAB21L3). The record is from RefSeq and is a predicted model, not a curated record. NCBI's taxonomy places the organism in Eukaryota, Metazoa, Chordata, Aves, Galliformes, Phasianidae.